AUGUCCAUUAAGGAUAACUCAAGUUACUGGAAACCUCGGCCUGUCUCUCAGUUGGUUGCACAACAGGUUACUCAGCAGUUUGUGCCCCCUACACAGUCAAAGAAAGAGAAAAAAGAUAAAGUAGAAAAAGAAAAAAGUGAAAAGGAAACAGCUAGCAAAAAGAAUAGUCAUAAGAAAACCAGACCCAGAUUGAAAAAUGUGGAUCGGAGUAGUGCUCAGCAUUUGGAAGUUACCGUUGGAGACCUGACAGUCAUUAUUACAGACUUUAAGGAGAAAACAAAGUCCCCGCCUGCAUCUAGUGCUGCUUCCGCAGAUCAGCACAGUCAGAGUGGCUCAAGCUCAGAUAACACGGAGAGAGGGAUGUCCAGGUCAUCUUCACCUAGAGGAGAAGCCUCAUCAUUGAAUGGAGAGUCCCAUUAAAAUUUACUUUCUCCCAUUCCUUAGUUCCUUCUGUCAUACCAUGCAAAUACACAGAUUAUGCCAAGAAGUACCACAUUUUCAUGACAAACAUAUUCAUGUACAAUUCAUAAUUUAAGUUUUACACGAAGUAGAAAUUCGUUAAGAUUUUCUUGCAAUCUAUGCCUGUCAACCAUUUCCAGACUUUACAUAUUUUGGUCUCUGCAGUUAAAGGUGCCAUGAAAAUGUGGUUGAAUUAUUCAUUAUGCAGUGUUAUUGGUAAGUCUAUUUUCACUUUUAGUUUAGUGAAUUCUAACACAUAAUUAUUGAAUUCUCUACUAUUGGCAUGUAAUGAAUUAAAAUUUUUAUAACAUAGUUCAAGCUGCCUAAAUAUGUAUUAUUUGAGAAUUGUGAAACAAAUAGUUAUAUGUAUACAAGUCAAAGAUCAACUUAAUCAACUAUUGCUGCAAUAGGAUUUUUUCUUAAUGGUUAUUCUCUAAAAUACACCUGCUGGUACUUGGUGUGGUUAAAUAGGAAAGUUGUUAUUAAAUAAAGAAUUUGUAUGAACCUUUGCCAAUGUUUUGACACAUUUUACUAAAUUAUUGUUUCUGAAUUAUGUUUCUGGUUUAGUUUAGGUUUUUUUUUCUUAUUUUUCAUGACAUUCAUUUAUUGUAAUGUUUACUAGCAGACUAGUAAGCAAUAAAGCAUUGAUUAUUUAGCUUUAUAAUUCAGGUUUAGUGUUAUUGUCAUUGAACACUGGUAUUUUCUGUAUUACAUAGAAACAUUGAAAAUCAAAUAAUUAUAGGCAUUUGGCAAAAAGAGAAAAGAAACCUGCCAUAUUUUAAAAAUUGCAGUUUUAAAAAAGCUUUAAUUUAAUGAUAGUUUAUCACUGUAUCACUGUUUUCUUGCCCCCAAAUUAUCCAGGGUGAUAGAGGUAUGAAUCUAAUUAAUAUAGACAUGGGAAAUGUUGCACAGAACUGAGAAAUAACUAAUUUUAAAUAAGUUUAAUUGGCCUCAUGUUAAAUAUAAUAAUUCUUAUUCCCUAUUUUCAAACAAAAAUGUCAGAUUAUGCAUUUAUCAAUAUCCUGAAAUGAAAGUAUUUACAGCCCCAGUUACUAUUAUGUAAAAUUACCAAUAAAAUAUUUUUAUGACUACA
Messenger RNA from Echinops telfairi (small Madagascar hedgehog), 1552 nucleotides. RefSeq names its product YY1 associated factor 2 (gene YAF2). The transcript has 4 exons. Gene Ontology annotation, molecular function: DNA binding; transcription coregulator activity. Gene Ontology annotation, biological process: positive regulation of DNA-templated transcription. Lineage: Eukaryota; Metazoa; Chordata; Mammalia; Afrosoricida; Tenrecidae. Gene Ontology annotation, cellular component: nucleus. The record is from RefSeq and is a predicted model, not a curated record. Bases 1 to 420 code for a protein of 139 amino acids.